This is a messenger RNA of Pristis pectinata (smalltooth sawfish), 4316 nucleotides long. RefSeq names its product spastin (gene spast). The transcript is spliced from 17 exons. Gene Ontology annotation, cellular component: microtubule cytoskeleton. Lineage: Eukaryota; Metazoa; Chordata; Chondrichthyes; Rhinopristiformes; Pristidae. Gene Ontology annotation, molecular function: ATP binding; microtubule severing ATPase activity; ATP hydrolysis activity. Bases 7 to 1773 code for a protein of 588 amino acids. The record is from RefSeq and is a predicted model, not a curated record.
GGGUGAAUGAAUUCUCCCGGCGGCCGAGGCAGGAAGAAGAAGGGACCGGCCCGAGAUCCGCCCGAAGGCAACAGCGACAGGCUCUCGCUCCACAGACGUAACCUCUACUACUUCUCCUACCCGCUGGUCGCUGUCUUCACCUUCCUGCGCUUCCUGGCCUUCCACCUCUGGCUCUUCUUCGCCUACGUCUGCCAGCGCCUGGCCGAGAUGGCAUCGCGCAAGAGCACCCCGACCGUGGCCACGGCCGAGCCCGAGCAGAUCCGCCAGUCCCACCGGCUGGCCUUCGAGUACAUCUCCACCGCUCUCGGCAUCGACGAAGACGAAAGAGGACAGAAGAAGAAAGCUGUGGAGUGGUACAAGAAAGGGAUUGCAGAACUAGAGCAUGGGAUUGCAGUCCAGAUCUCUGGAUCAGGUGAGCAGGUUGAUCGAGCCAAGCGACUGCAGAGCAAAAUGACAACUAAUUUGAUUAUGGCCAAGGAUCGUCUUGAACAGCUAGAGCAGAUGCUAGCAUGCACAAAGAUUUCCAAGCCUGAGAGGGAGAUGUGUAGAGGCAACCCAACCCCACCAUGUCUUAGAGCAUGGUCCCAGUCAGAAAGUGGAGCUGUUCCAAAGAAAAAGGAUCCUUUGAUACAGACAAGCAAUUCUCUCCCUCGUUCGAAGUGCACAGCAAAAACUGCUUUACCGGGACAAUGUGGUCAUCACAGGGCCCAGAGCUACAGUGGAAUCUCCAAUGUUGCUGGGGCAUCCCGAGCACCUGCUCAACCCAGUACCUCAACUGCCAAGGCCACAAGUUCAAAGCACAACAGAUCAAACAAACCCACAACCCCUGUUGGAACUCCUCAGAAGAAAAAGGAUUUGAAAAAUUUUCGGAAUGUUGACAGCAAGCUGGCAAACCUAAUCCUGAAUGAAGUGGUGGACAGUGCACCAUCUGUCCGUUUUGAAGAUGUUGCUGGGCAAGAGCUGGCGAAGCAGGCUCUGCAGGAGAUUGUCAUUCUUCCGACUCUCAGGCCCGAAUUGUUCACAGGACUAAGAGCUCCGGCUCGAGGAUUACUCUUGUUUGGCCCACCUGGAAAUGGGAAAACAAUGCUGGCUAAAGCUGUGGCUUCCGAAUCAAAUGCAACCUUCUUCAAUAUCAGUGCUGCGAGUCUUACUUCCAAAUAUGUUGGAGAGGGAGAAAAGUUGGUGAGAGCUCUCUUUUCAGUAGCUAGAGAACUUCAGCCAUCCAUCAUUUUUAUUGAUGAAGUAGACAGCCUCCUUUGUGAGAGGAGAGAAGGAGAGCACGAUGCAAGCAGGCGCUUGAAAACAGAAUUUUUAAUAGAAUUUGAUGGGGUACAGUCCAGUGGAGAUGAUAGAGUUCUAGUAAUGGGAGCAACGAAUAGGCCGCAGGAACUAGAUGAUGCUGUCCUCAGGCGUUUUACAAAGAGGGUGUUUGUCUCGCUGCCAAAUAAGCAAACACGGUUGUUGCUGCUUACAAAUCUUUUGGCCAAACAUGGCAAUCCACUGAAUCGAAAGGAUCUUGAGCAUCUGGCCAAGCAGACGGAAGGAUAUUCGGGGAGUGACCUGACUGCACUGGCGAAGGAUGCGGCACUGGGUCCAAUUCGAGAACUCAAGCCAGAAGAAGUAAGGAGUAUGGCUGCCAGUGAGGUGAGAAAGAUCCGACUUUCUGACUUUGAGGAUUCAUUAAGGAAGAUAAAGCGCAGUGUAGGCCCUCAGACUCUCGAGGGAUACAAGCGUUGGAACGAGGACUACGGAGACACUGCUGUUAAUUCAUGAUGGAUCAAACCAGUAUCGGCUCCGGUCACUGUUUUAAUGGACUUGACUUGAUCAAGGAGUGUGACGUGGGUUGUUAGCAGUAAACGGCAUCCAAAGUUGUUUCAUCACAAGUUCUAACUGGAAUCAGGAACACAAAAGCUAACGGGAUAAGUUUACAAAACUGACUCUUUUCCAUGACGUGCUUUUAAUCCAAGUUUCAGGAGUCUUUGUGCUUCUGGAUCUUUGACCACAUAACUGGCAGUCAAUGAAAAUUGAGCUUAGGGUUUAGAAAUAGUCACGUAUAUCAUCUGUAUAUUUUGUUUCUGAUGUAAAGAAGUUGGUCCCUGUUCAGACUAUACUUAGUAGAAGCACAACAAUAGGAAGAAUCGUGCCUUAAGUUUGCAGUACACUUAUGACCUAUCAUUUUUGGUCCUUUUGCUCCUAUAACUAAUCCACUCUCUUUAAAAAAAACCACUAGCAUUAUUCAUCUAUUACAGAUGAUCAAAUCUGUUCAACAGUGCCAAAUAAGUUGCUGGUUGCACACUAACAAAAUGAUAUCUUUGUGAAAUGAAUAUUUUCAGUGCUCAUCAGCUUUCAAGAGUUUCUCCCUUUAUUUUGGGUAACUUGAUUUAUUUUGAACCAUUCUACCACUAAAUAACUUUGCCUUGUUCUUUGGAUGUUCCGGCACAUUGUUUAUCAGAUAGACUUGGUACAAAAGGCUUGCACGUGUUGGAGGAAUAGCAAAAUAUUGCUUGUACAGUUCAGUUCAGUGUGUGAUUUUUUUUCUUCCCACCAUUCUUUCCUUUAUUUGGCUGAAUCUUUUGAAAAUAUUGUUGCAGGGGUGGGUUAUAUGCAAUUUUAUAAUACUGAGGUAAGUCUGGGCUAUCCUAUAAGUUGUCUUCCUAAGCUCUUUGUAUCUUUUUGAUAUAACAUCUGAACUCUCUUAAAUUCUCCUUUCUUCCUUGCGUUCCUUUUCCUGAAUCCUGAGUUUACUCCAUUAAUCUUCCUCACUUUGCUAUUAUUACCAGAAUUACUAUUUAGAAAUUUCUUCUCCUGAACUGUUGCACAGGUGACACAGUGGUCAUGGUCCCAGAAGCGUAUCUGGAGAGAAUUUCCUGCACAUGUCAUUGCUAACGAUAUCACAGUUCACAGUAGGGAGGCAGAAUGUUAGGAGGGAGGAUGUCAGAGAGUGUAUUUCUUUUUAAUCAAAAUUGAGUUCCACGAAAAUCAAUUACCAGAGGCGGAAUGCUUUUAUCUACCCAUCUCCCUUAAGGUAGCCUCUGGAUGAGGUCACCCAGUGUGCUUAUUAUUAAACAGCAACAGAUUCAUCAUUGACCCCUGUGUGAACCACAUUUAUUUGUGCUGUUCUGUUUGCCCUUGAAGGUUGUGCAGCUACACUUUAUCACUAUGUUCCUGAUCCUACAACAACCCAUGAAUUCUGUCUUAAUGUUGACAAAAUGCUAUAUGUUAAUGUUACAUUUUGUUAACGGUACAAAAUAAUUUCCUAGAACACAGUGACUAUACUUUAAAACAUAUGUAGUUAUUGGUAAUGUGGUUGGCAUGCCCUGAGAUCACGAAAUGCUUGUUAUACAAAUUCACUUUUUGGAAGAAAUGAUCACCCUGGAAUUAAAAACAGUUAAUAUUAUAAUUUCCUUACCCCCAGUGAUUUCAAGUGGAGAUUGUUCAUUCCAGAGCCUUUCCAUUUGAAUUCUGGUUGAGGGGGAUCCCAAUGUGUGUCUGUAUGCUGGAGGAGGUGGGCUCUUGGAGUAACCUGAUCAUUGUGAACUGAAGAAGGUGGUUCCGUUUUUGGAGGUUUUAAGUAACUUUUUGUACCAACUCUACCUCAUUAGACAGUUGUGCUGAGCUAGUGAACCUGAUAACUUGCGGCUUUAUUACGUGGUGCACAGUUAGUUUUUUUUCUUGAGAUGCAUCUGACCAAACCAAAUCAGCAGAGCUUUUAAUAUCUUGUAACCACUGCAAGGUCUUGUACUGCAGACUAUCCGAAUGCGAGACCUGUGUUGAAAGGCAAUGACUGCAGACACUGAGUAGGAAUGAAGUGUCCUAGAAUUCAGAGAGCACUGAAAUAAUGAAAGGCCUGAAAGUAAAUACCGAGUACCUUUGCUAUUUAGUUGAAUCUGUGCUUUGAAACUCUCUUCCAAACUUUCUAGCUGUAGUCUGUGAAUUUACACUGCUGAAACUCUUAUCGAUAUGACCAUUAACUAAUGCAAAGCAAUUAACUGGCGUGUGAAUUCUUCAAACUUUGAUAACUUUUUAAUGAUCCUCUAACAGAUUUUUACAUCAUUGCAUUGAACUUGACAUGAGUAGGAAGUUUAAUUAUGAGCAUGGUAUUCAAGAUUAGACAGUGAUAUUGUUUUAUUUUAACACUUGUAAUUCCAACACUCUGGUACUGCUGAAACUGGUAUAGAGAAAGGUGAAGUGUCCCAAUUAGUAUAUAUUGUAUUUUUGGAACUUUUAUUUUUUUUUGUAUAGAUAUGCAUGAAUGAUUUAUUUUGGUCUGUUUGUUUUUCAUGUCUAAUAUAUUGAUAAAUAAAUUUUUAAUUCAA